Molecule: messenger RNA, 4011 nt
Organism: Labeo rohita (rohu)
Lineage: Eukaryota; Metazoa; Chordata; Actinopteri; Cypriniformes; Cyprinidae
Product: APC membrane recruitment protein 2
Exons: 1
Coding region: 289-2727 (812 amino acids)
Biological process (GO): regulation of canonical Wnt signaling pathway
Cellular component (GO): plasma membrane
Molecular function (GO): beta-catenin binding; phosphatidylinositol-4,5-bisphosphate binding
Source: RefSeq, a predicted model, not a curated record
AGAGGGAGGGCGGAGGCUAGGGAGGGAGGAACGGCAGAGAGAGAGAAAGAGGGAGCGCUUAAAAAAGAGCAAUAGACAGAGGGAGGGAACGAGAGUGGAUACGGAGAUAGAUACACAUUGCUAGCAAAAACAGUCUGCAGAAAUAUAAAGGGAAAAGGUAAUUUAUUUAUUUAUUCUCAUUGGAAUUGCAUUUCAUUCAUCUGAGCGUGAGGUUACAAAGAGAGAACGUGUGAGCGUAGAUCGAGACGUCGAGACGAAGGUAAAGACACACUGCAGUGGAGCUGGAAUAUGGAUGCACAGUCUGAGAGCUGUGAACCACCGCCAUGUGACCCUCAGCCUCCAGGUAAAAUCAGAAAAGCCUUCAAACUGUUUGGCAAGCGGAAGCCUGGGAGCAGUGUCGCUAGCAUCUUCUCAAUACGUGGGAAAGGAGAUGGAGGGCCUAAAUCACCGCCGUCGAGGAGCAAAACCCUGGAUGGAUUAAAUGAGCCUACCGCCCCAGAAGCAGAGGCAGAGCAGGUGGAUCUUGACCAGGAGGAAGAGAGUCAACAGGACGAUGCUCCGAUAGAGGAGUUCACAGGUGGGAACAUGAAUUUGGAAACUACUCCUACGAGGCAGUCCAUCUCUUCCCUCACCUCAGCCAAGUCUCUGAGCUUCCUCAACAUGCUUCGCAAAGGCAGACGGGGACUGAUGGGAGAACGGCAGGCUCAGACCGAGUCUCAGAGGCCCGGACGGCAACGGAAGGGCCUGAAGGGAUUGUUUGGUACAGUGCGCUGGCGUGGUAAAGAGAAGGAUGACGAGGAGGAGGGCGAACCUGGCCCUCCCCUUCUUGCUUCCCGCUCAAACAGCGUUGAGAUUAUAAAGGAGAGUCUCACGCUGACACCUGGGCCUCCACCUCGCUCUGUGGAAGGGGCAGAGGAAAAGCCUCAGCUUCCUACACCGCAAGAGGGCCCUACGUCAUCUGAGGACUCAUUAAAGGUGAGCGGGGCAACCAAACCUCCACCAAAUGAACGCUUGAGCACACUGCUCGGAGAUAUCUCAUCAAUUUUAAGCUUUGAUUCACUGACAGCAUGUGGAGAUAUUGUAGCAGACGUAGAAGCAGAAUGGGUCAAAGCUAGCAGUCGAAUGGAGGGAGCACCUGGGACGUUGAAAGUGGAUAAUUCCGAGAAGACUUCAUCUUCUACGACUUCUACCAGAUCAAGGCCUAGCCCUUCUCCUACUUCUACUCUCAGCCCAACCACCUCUUUCAAACCUUCCCCUACUUUAGCAACCAAACCCACCCCUUCGCCUACCACCACCAAACCUAUUCCAAGCCCUUUGACAAAACCUGCAGUUACCUCAAUAUCUUCCCCGGUGGCCAAAAUGUCACCUUCUAUGCCUACUGACCCUAUUAUCCCUACCCCUACAUCUAGCCCUCUCGCCAAACCCACCCCUAUGCCAUCAGCUAUGCCCCCAACACCUCAAGCCACAGCAACUGCAACAACUACUCCAGUUAUACAACCUACCCCAUCCCCUACAUCUGUCUCCACACAGCCUGCCCCAAGCCCUAUGUCAAGCCCCACAACCAAAUCAACCACUUCCCCAGCUAUACCUGCCCCGUCCCCUAAAUCUAGCCCUGAAAUCAAACCCGACACAACUGCCCUAAUGACCAAACCUAUCCCAACCUCUACACCCAUUCCUCCGCCCAUCUCGGCCCCUACUUCUGAAGCCCCUGAACCUGCUGCUGUAACAAAAACUGAACCUGCCCCAACCCCUGUACCUAAACCUACCCAAGCCCCAACCCCUGCAACAAAACCCAUUACCCAUGAAUCCAAGCAUACCACGUCUACCUCUGCAACCAAAUACACCCCUUAUCCACCACUUUUUGGUAAACCUACCCCUGCUCCUGCGCCAACACCAAGACCAAAACUUGUAACAACAUUUGGACUAUCGACAAGCCGAAACACUGCGCCCAUUUCCAAGCUUGAGACAAAACAACCCACAGGACAGACUUCAAAAUCUAGCACCCAAACAUCUGUAAGGAAAGCCUCCAUCUCUGAAUCGACCGCUCCUCUUGCUAAACCUCCUGUUCUUACCUCUUCCUCUGCCACCGCAAAGUCACCCACAGUUACCUCUGCACCACAAGUUCCUUUCCUGAAGUCUCCUUCUGGUAUUACUCCAUCCUUCAUUUCCUCAAAAAGAUCAGAUGAUGAUGCCAGGAUAGAUUCAAGAGAGGACCUGGUACGACAAGAAGGAACUGACAAUAGAGACUCAAUCAGCAAGGUUGUGAAAAGUCGCCCUGCAGCGAAGCCCACAACUUUGAGUAAGAUCCCUGUCAGUGGUGGAGGCAGACCUCCUAAGCUGCAUCAUCGAGAUUCCCAGCCCAACGGAGAUGAAGACCACUCAAAUCUAACAACACCGGUACAUGAAGAGGAGAGCCCGUUUACCAUCUCACGGGAAAGCAGCAGCAAGGAGGCCCUCAGUGAUGUCUCCACAGAAUCAGGGGCUGUCACCCCAACCCUCUCCCACAGCCAAGAAGACAUUGUUGAUGGAAAACUUGCAGCACGUCCUACAGCUGGUGCCACAAGGGAGUCCAAGAUCCCAAUCAAACACGGAUCUACUGCAACCUACCAUUCUGUACAGGGGAGGGCGGAAGCCACACGUUCCAAGAUACCCGUGUCCAAAAUGCCCGUUCGUCGGACCAGCAAUAAGCCUGCACCAACAGCUACAGCUGCCGUCACCCGAAAAUAACUGAUGUACGUAUUCUAUCUAUGACAAAAUCCUGAAACAUUCCACUGGCAACAGUUUUCUCAAGAUCUACUUUUUGAUAUUCAACCAGGCAUCACUGCACCUGGUUUACGCCUUUUUGCAGCACAGGAACAACUGGAUUGUUAUUGUUGUCAAUCACAAUUCUUUUAUCAGCUGGGUGUUUUUAAUUCAUAUCACUCUUGAACAGACUGACGCUGUGGAUUCAACUCUGUGUGCGACCAGGAACAGACAGUGCAGCACACGCACAGGCCCUGUCUAAGUGAUCCCCAUGGCAACCAAACAUGCAAAUUAAAUGGCAGGCACUAAAGCACAAGAGCCCUCACCUGGAAUCCAAAGCCAUGUAGACCUUCUCUGAAGAAACAAGCAAUGCAUCCGUCCAUUAUCUCCGGCACCAUAAUAGUCCAUAAUGGCCUUUCGUGGUAAUUAAAAGCCUCAGAGAAGAAACAAGCAAUCCAACAUCAAGUCUUGUGGUUUUCAUCCAGGUCUACAACACCAGAGGAGUCACAAAGGUGCUUUUUUUCUAUCGUCCUGCCUGCCACACACACACACACACAAACACACAAAUUUUGUUACAGAGCAAUGGAGGGAUCUUUGUAGCUUUUGUUACUGGCCUUCUUUUUUAGAAUUUUUUUGUCUGGUGUCUUUUCCAAGUUUUUCUUUUUCAAGUGAACUUUGUGGAUCAAUGUUAGUCUUCUUGGAGCUCCCUCGUGUUGUAUGCAAACAAACAGAAUCUCGUACCUGUACAGUUCAUGCCAAGACAGGAUAUUCCACAGUAUCUUUUGAAUGUAUGUAGCAGAACGCAUGCCCUACUUUUUCAACCAGAUGAGCCAUCUCACUCCUUUUCCUCUCCGAUGUCCUUUUUCGCUGUUUUUUUAACACUGUGUUAAGUCACACAGUGCCUGUCAGCUGUAACACGUGUAUGUAACAUGUCAUCAAAGCACCAUGAGGCAUAUGGAUCUAACUCUGUGGAUUUUUUCUCUGCCUGCACUGAGCAUUGUGUGAGACUGCAUUAAAGAAGGCUAAGGACAGUAGAGCUGAUGUUUCACAGGCAGUUGGUGUUAUAGGUAAGCUAAGACUUUCAUGGAUGACAGUGGUGUUAUGUUCUGGAUGGAUUCUUUUUCUUUUUUUGAAGUUGCCAUCACAUGCACAUGUUUAACAGAGGACUAUUUUUGUGUGUAUGAGUGUGCGUAUGUGAACGAGUGCGUGUGAUUAUCUCAAUGUCACAAUGUUUCCUAUUUAAUCAAUAAAAUGUGAUUAUACCUAGAA